AUGGCAGACAUUCGCGUUUCAAUCGACAGGGGAGGCACCUUUUGCGACGUGAUCGCGACAGACGGCCAAGGGCAUAGUCCUUUCAUCUUUAAGCUUCUUUCAGAAGAUCCUGCCAAUUACCCAGAUGCUCCAACUGAGUCUAUUCGAAGGAUUCUGGAGAGGUUUGAAGGGAGGACGAUUCCAGUUGGUGAGAAGCUUGAUGCGUCAAGGAUAGCUUCAUGUCGUAUUGGAACUACCGUUGCUACAAAUGCGCUUCUCACAGGAAACGGCGAAAAGUUUGCCUUUGCAACAACAAAGGGAUUCAAGGAUGUUUGCGUCAUUGGAGAUCAAUCCAGGCCUGAGUUAUUCAAUCUCAGCAUUCGAAAGGCUUCAGUCCUCCACUCAGACGUGAUUGAAAUCGAUGAACGAAUCACCAUAGAGGACUACGAUCUCAAUCCGCACCCACUUAGCCAACAGGUCCUUGGACAAGAUCCCAACCUUGUCAAAACCCCAAGCGGAGAGACUAUCCGCGUCAUUAAGAAACCCGACGAAGACGCCAUUCGAAAACAGCUUUCAGAUCUUCGAAACGAUGGUUACACAUCACUGGCAGUCUGUUUCAUGCAUGCCUACAUCUUUCCUGACCACGAAAAGCUUGUAGCUCAAAUCGCCAAGGAUGUUGGUUUCGAAUUUGUCACCAUCUCGUCCCAAACAAGUCCAUCCAUCAACUUUCUCAACAGAAGCAACUCGACCUGCUCAGAAGCCUACCUCUACCCCAUCAUCCGACGAUACGUCGACAACUUUGAAUCUGGCUUCAAGGUGCCACCUGGGAGAGUGGAGUUUAUGUGCUCUGAUGGCGGACUCAAACAGGCCAACAAGUUUCGUGGCAAUGAAGCCCUUUUGAGCGGACCGGCUGGUGGUGUUGUUGGCACAGCUCGAUGCUUUGAUGUCAGCGAAGGUAGUCCUGUCAUUGGCUUUGAUAUGGGUGGCACAAGCACAGACGUCUCGAGGUACGAUGGGAAAUACGAUUUUCUUCAACAAACAUCCAUCGCUGGCAGAACCAUCAACCUAUCUAUGCUCAACAUUGCAACCGUGGCUGCAGGAGGCGGCUCCAUUCUCUUUGCAAGAAAUGGACUCUUGGCUGUCGGACCAGAGUCAGCAGGUGCUCACCCAGGCCCUGCUUGCUAUAGGAAAGGAGGUCCUCUGACAGUGACCGAUGCGAACUUGUUUCUCGGAAGACUAGUCUUGUCCUCAUUCCCAGCCAUCUUUGGCGAGUCUGGGGACCAAGAACUGGACACUGAAGUCGUGAGACAAAAGUUUCAGGAGAUUACCGCCGACUUCAACAUUCAGACUUCACAAAAUCUGACACCCGAAGAAGUGGCUUCCGGUUUUCUCAACAUCGCCAAUGAAACGAUGAGCAGACCCAUUCGAAACGCCACAGAGGCGAGAGGAUACGCCCCGGAGAGCCACAACCUCGUCAGCUUUGGAGGUGCAGGUGGUCAACAUGCAUGCUCAAUAGCCGAUAAGCUAGGGAUCAAGCGAGUUCUGAUUCACAAGCUAUCAUCUCUCCUCUCUGCACAUGGUAUUGCACAUGCCGAGCUACAGUACGAGACAUACGAACCGUAUGCGGCCAAGCUCAACGAUGAUGCCAUGGACGGUGUCAAUCAGCUUUUUGAAACUCUGAAGAAGAGGGUUGCUGCCGAACUCGUCUCUCAAAAGGCCUCAGAGGACAGUCUCGUGUUUGAUGAGUCGCUCGUGUUAAAGUACUUUGGCACCGACACAAACCUCUCCGUGUCAAAGCCAAAAGAUGGGGACUACGCCAAUGCCUUCAAAGACAUUCACAUGCGAGAGUUUGCCUUUUCCAUGAACCGACCAAUCAUCAUUGAGUCGGUCAAGGUCCGAGGAAUAGGCAGCACAGGAACUCAAGUUCGUGAGCCAACUGCCUAUCAGGAGAUCGCUUCUAGCAGACGAGAACUCUACUCGAGCCAGACGGCAACACAAAAGGUUUACCUGGAUGGCUCUUGGCAGGAUACAAGCGUCUUCAAGUUGGAAGACAUUCCUGAAGGAAGUUUGAUCGACGGCCCAGCCAUAAUUAUUGAUCAGACACAAACGAUUCUCGUCGAGCCGCUUUUCCAGGCCCAUGUUCUCUCAAACUAUGUUAUCCUGGACAAGACAGCCGCCGAAGAUCCAUCAAGCACCACGCCAGCGACGGCCGAGAACGCAACGACCGAGGCAGUCUCCACAAACCUCGACCCGAUCCAACUCUCCGUUUUUGCACAUCGCUUCAUGGCCAUCGCCGAGCAAAUGGGCAACACCCUCCAACGAACUUCAAUUUCAAGCAGCAUCAAGGAGCGCCUCGAUUUCUCUUGCGCCAUCUUCUCGCCCCAGGGAAAACUUGUCGCCAACGCCCCUCACAUUCCCAUUCACUUGGGAAGCAUGCAAUUUGCAGUACAGGCACAACAUCGCCAUUGGCUAGGAAAGUUGAAGCCAGGUGAUGUUUUGCUUACGAACCAUCCCUCCUGGGGAGGUACCCAUCUUCCUGAUCUAACUGUCGUCACGCCUGUCUUUGUCGGCGGUGAGAUUGCUUUCUAUGUCGCAUCCCGUGGUCAUCACACAGAUAUCGGAGGCAUGGGUAUCACGAGCAUGAUGCCUGAAUCCCGAUCCCUCUGGGAGGAAGGAAUCAUUGUCCCCUCAAUGAAGAUUGUCAGUGGCGGUGAAUUUCUCGAAGAAGACGUCAGAGCCACCUUCAACAAAGUAGGCACAUAUCCAGGAUGCAGCGCCACACGCCGUAUCCAAGACAACAUCUCAGACCUCAAAGCCCAAACUUCAGCAAACCAGCGCGGCAUCAUCUUGCUUCAGAAGCUUUGCAAUGAGUACACUCUUGAGGUGGUGCACAAGUACAUGGAGGGAAUCCAAGAUAACGCCGAGUUUGCGGUUCGGCAGUUUUUCAAGGGGUUGGCUCAGAAACAUCCCAAGCCUCUGACGGCAACGGACUUUUUGGAUGAUGGUACUGCCAUGAAGGUCAAGAUCACUAUCGACAAAGAAACAGGUGGUGCGAUCUACGACUUUGCUGGUUCUGGACCUCAGAUGUGGGGAAAUUACAACUGUCCCAUCUCUAUCACCCACUCAGCCAUCAUCUACACCAUCAGAUGCCUCGUCAACCUGGAGAUCCCUCUCAACGAAGGUUGUUUAGCCCCUUGCGAUAUUCGCGUCCCUGUAGGCUCUGUCCUCAAUCCUACUCCCGCCGUGGCCAUUUGCGGCUCAACGUUAGCGAGCCAGCGUGUGAUUGACCUGAUCCUUCGUGCGUUUGGUCGAUACGGCGCAAGCCAGGGCUGUGCCAAUUCAUUCGGCUGGGGCAUGGGAGGAAAGAAUCCGCAGACUGGCGAGAUCGAACCUGGAUGGAAUUACGGUGAAUCCAUUGGUGGAGGAGUUGGCGCUGGUGAAGGUUACACCGGAGCGAAUGGAGUACACGUUCACUCCACAAACACUCGACAGACAGACAGCGAGGUAAUAGAAAAGAGAACAGCAGUUCUCGUUCGCAAGUACAGCAUCAGGGACGGAAGCGGAGGCUAUGGUCGAUGGCGCGGUGGCAACGGCAUCACCCGCGAGAUUGAGGCUCGUACCAACCUCAAGUUCAGUAUCCUCAGUGACAGAAGAGUGUACCGUCCGUAUGGCAUGGCUGGAGGUCAUGCAGGACAAAAGGGCGAGAACAACGUCUUCAAGUUCAGCGAGGGGGGUGAGCUGGAGAAGAUGAAUCUUGGAGGAAAGGCCAUUGUUCAUCUCAAGCCGGGUGAGUAUGUGCAGAUCAACACGCCGGGAGGAGGAGGAUACGGGCGUCCAGAUGGUGAGGAGGAGGAAGAAGGAUUUGAUGACUUUCAUAGAGGAUUCGUAUAG
Messenger RNA from Fusarium vanettenii 77-13-4, 3870 nucleotides. RefSeq lists its product as uncharacterized. The record is from RefSeq and is a predicted model, not a curated record. Gene Ontology annotation, biological process: glutathione metabolic process. The coding region runs from base 1 to 3870 and encodes 1289 amino acids. Gene Ontology annotation, cellular component: cytosol. Gene Ontology annotation, molecular function: 5-oxoprolinase (ATP-hydrolyzing) activity. NCBI's taxonomy places the organism in Eukaryota, Fungi, Ascomycota, Sordariomycetes, Hypocreales, Nectriaceae. The transcript has 4 exons.